Molecule: messenger RNA, 4815 nt
Organism: Leucoraja erinaceus (little skate)
Lineage: Eukaryota; Metazoa; Chordata; Chondrichthyes; Rajiformes; Rajidae
Gene: map3k9
Product: mitogen-activated protein kinase kinase kinase 9
Exons: 11
Coding region: 80-3301 (1073 amino acids)
Biological process (GO): protein phosphorylation
Molecular function (GO): JUN kinase kinase kinase activity; protein binding; ATP binding
Source: RefSeq, a predicted model, not a curated record
ACCGCAGGUGGAAGUGGAUGCGAGCAGAGGAGCGGCGCUGCCGCCGCCGCCGCUUCCUUUUUGCCCUUCCCUCCUCCCCAUGGAGCAACUCAGAUCCGUGUUCAUCAGGUCACCCUCCUCUGCCGCAGCCCACUGUUCCUCCUCCUGCACAGCGGCGGGGAAAGAAGAGGGCGAGGAUGGGGAUAGGGCGUCGCAGGAAGCCUGGCAACAGAAGCAGGAGGAGGAGGAGGAAGAGCAGCAACAACCCACCGCUAACCUGUACUGGACGGCCGUCUUCGAAUAUGAGGCGAGCGCCGAGGACGAGCUCAGCCUGCGCAAGGGCGACGUGGUGGAGGUGCUCUCCAAGGAUUCCAAGGUUUCUGGAGAUGAAGGCUGGUGGACGGGUAAAAUCAAUGACCAGGUUGGCAUCUUUCCCAGCAACUAUGUCACCAAUGCCCCAUGUUACAGCAAGUUGCAAGAUACCAGCACAGAUGUUUACCCUCAUCCCUUGGAAACGGACUUCAAUGAGCUGCAGCUGGAGGAGAUUAUUGGCAUUGGUGGCUUUGGCAAAGUUUACAGGGGCAUCUGGAGACUGGAGGAAGUCGCCGUUAAAGCAGCUCGGCAGGACCCAGAUGAGGAUAUCAGCCAGACCAUUGCGAAUGUUAAGCAGGAAGCAAAACUGUUUGCCAUGUUGAAGCAUCCUAACAUCAUAGAUUUGCAGGGCGUUUGUCUAAAGGAGCCCAAUCUCUGCUUGAUCAUGGAAUUUGCCCGCGGGGGCUCCUUAAAUCGAGUGUUGGCAGGCAAGAAGAUUCCACCUCAUAUACUUGUCAACUGGGCAGUUCAGAUUGCACGGGGCAUGAAUUACUUGCAUGAAGAAGCAAUUGUUCCUAUUAUCCACCGGGACCUCAAAUCCAGUAACAUUUUGAUAAGCGAGAAGGUGGAGAACGACGGACUGAAUAACAAAACACUGAAGAUCACGGACUUUGGCCUGGCACGUGAGUGGCACAAGACCACCAAGAUGAGUGCCGCGGGCACCUAUGCCUGGAUGGCACCAGAGGUUAUCCGGUCUUCAAUGUUCUCCAAAGGAAGUGAUGUCUGGAGCUAUGGAGUGUUAUUGUGGGAGCUGCUGACGGGAGAGGUUCCGUUCAGAGGGAUUGAUGGGCUGGCUGUGGCUUAUGGUGUAGCUAUGAACAAAUUGGCCCUUCCUAUCCCUUCCACCUGUCCAGAACUUUUCAGCAAACUAAUGGAAGAUUGCUGGAACACCGAUCCUCACUCUCGCCCAUCAUUCGUCUGCAUCUUGGAGAAGCUCACUGCUAUUGAAGAAUCCGGCUACUUUGAAAUGCCUCAGGAAUCUUUCCACUCCCUGCAGGAAGAGUGGAAGCUGGAAAUCCAGGAAAUGUUUGAGGAACUCCGGGAAAAGGAGAAGGAACUGCGGAGCUGGGAGGAAGAGCUGUCCCGUGCAGCCUUGCAGCAGAAGAACCAGGAGGAGGUGCUGCGGCGUCGGGAGCAGGAGCUGGCCGAGCGGGAGAUAGACAUCCUGGAGCGGGAGCUCAACAUCAUCUUCCAACAGCUACACCAGGAGAAACCCAAGGUGAAGAAGCGCAAAGGCAACUUCAAAAAGAGCCGGCUCAAACUCAAAGAUGGCAACCGGAUCAGCCUUCCCUCUGAUUUCCAGCAUAAAAUCACCGUGCAGGCCUCUCCCACCCUGGACAAGAGGAAGAGUCUGAUCAGUAACAGCUCGAGCCCCCCAGCAAGUCCUACCAUCAUCCCACGUCUCAGGGCUUUUCAAUUAACACCAGGUGAAAGCAAUAAGACCUGGGGCCGCAGUUCAGUGUUUCAGCGAGAAGAGAGUGAUGAGGAAGAGAAAAAAGGGCAUAGAAAGAAAAGUCGAACCAGGGGCCCCAGCUCUUUGCACCAGAAGGACCUUGGUGGUGUGGAAGAGAGCCUUAAGCAUCUGGUCAACGGAAGCAAAGACUGGCCAUCCAGUGCCUCCAAUCCAGGGAAAAUUCAUCGGACAGCUGCCAUAGUUCCCAGGUUUACUAGCCUCGAUGAAAUAGAACAUGAUGGGAAUGCCAUUAAAGAUUGCGAUCCUAGAUUGCAACAAUCUGCGUUCCCCACCCAGUCCUACCUCACUUUACCUUUCUACUGUAAUGAUGAAGUGGAGGGUGAUGUUGGUGACAAUAAUGAGGAGCCGACUCCAGCGAACUCCACCACCAGCACCCCCCAGCACACCCCCACUAAUAGCUGUAAACGUGGCUCACAAAGGAAGAAGUGCGACUUUGUCCUCCUGGGAUGUGGGGCCGUCCUGGCAGGGGUGGCUUUGGGGUUUGACUUGCUGGAGCUGGGAAAAUGCCAGAUUUUACAAGAAAUUAUUGAACCCAAGGAGGAGAAAAAAAAGGAGGGCAUUUUCCAGCGCACCAGCCGACUGCGAAGGAGCAUCAGCCCUCCUUCCCGGAAUAUCUUCAAGAAGGAAGAAUUCAUCAUUCCCUCCUUCGAUCCAUCUUCCACAUUGACACUGCUGUCGUUGUCUUCCAUUUCUGAAUGCAACUCUACGAAGUCUUUGCUACGUUCAGACAGUGACGAAAUGGUGGUGUACGAAAUGGCCUCAACACCAAGUUCAAUGGACGAGGGCUCAGUGUUCAUUACAAAUCAUCCUUUGGUAGACAUAACCAUCGAACGUUUCAAACGGGACCCUAACCAAUCAUUGACCCCAACUCAUGUGACGACAAGCAGCACCACCAGACACCAGAGUCACAGAAGGACUCCUUCCGAUGGGGCCAUUAAACAGAUUCCCCAGACUCUGAAUACGCCAUCUAAUGGCACCUUGGGCUCUGUUGCUGCAGGUAUAGGUAAAACCCCAAGCCCUAACAGGGAUCCAACAGAAGUCCCUCGUCUGCCUGAUCCCAACCUGGUCUUUCCUCCCACUCCGAGACGAAGAAACAUGAAGCAAGAUUUCACCCUGGAAAGGCCCAAGACUUUGGAAUUUGUGCCUAGGCCACGUCCUUCUGCAAAUCGUCCACGGCUAGAUCCGUGGUGGAUCGUUUCGCCCACUAAAAUGUACAGCAACUCCCCUGUUAAUAGUUCCAGUACUGAGACGCCAUCCAACCUGGAUUCCUGCCUCAGCAGCAGUGGCACAGUGGAGGAAAGGCCAGGGCUCCCACCCUUUCUGCCCCACAGGCAAGGACAUGCUGGCUGCGAGCGGACAUUGUUAGACACAGAUGUGGAAGGUCAGAGUCGUGAUGGAACACUUCCCCUCUGCAGAGCAGAAAUGAACCUGCGCAGGAUAGCAACCCACGAUCAGGAGCAAAAUAUCUGGUCAUAGCAGCAUGCUUAAUUUCACAGGAAUCUAUGAAAGGAAUUUGCACUGGGAAUGCACUUUUACAUAAGGACUGGUUUGAACUGAGUGCCAUCUAAUACCGUCCAAGGAACUUGACGAACUUCAAAUUUGGAAUCAAGAUCCACAAAUUCAUUCUCUCAACAUAAAAAACGCUGUUCGAAUCUAUUCAAUGGAGUUCCACUCAUGUUGCUCCAAAACCUCGCCUUUAAAUGUACGUAAUUGAAAUAUUUUUUAUGUAUUCCCAUUCUUGUUCACUUUGACAUUGUUUAGAACCAUGUCACAGUAAAUAGAGGCUGUUCAAGUAGGAUCCAUUACUACGAAAAAAACUUGUCUGUAUUCUCCUGUGUUGUAAUCUAUUUAGUCAGUUUCAAGGUAAGCAUGUCGGCAGAGUCUAAAAGCAUGACCAGAUUUAUGCAUAUCCCAAUAACCUAUCAAUAAUCCCAGAUAACCGUAUGUCUGAGACCCUGCAGACCUGGUACCAAUUUGUUUUUUACUUCUUGCAGAAGGAUGGCAAAAACAGCAAAAUGGGGAAAGUUUAGGACUGAGAGCAAAAGUGUAGAAGUAAUCUAUUAUUCCACAACCUGAGAUCAGUAAUGAUUUUAAAACCAACAUUUGGGUCUAACGAGAGGCUCAGUGAAUGGACACCACCGUUUGAAGUGAAUGUACAAACCUUCUUAUCACCCUCACAACUGUUACAAAGAUUCCAUCACACUGGGAGACUACAAAGUAUUUGUAUUGUGUGUUUUCUCCAUCCUGGUUUGGCCACCUUUUUGUGAUCUGUGUUCCAAACCAUCUCAUCUGUCUUGAUGGUUUCCCUGUAUAAACCUUCACAAGCUUUUAGCAUGGUUUACGGGUGGGGAGGAAUUGAAUAGACAUAUCGGUCACAAGAUUAAACUUGGGUAGCCUCCCUGAAAUGGUUUUGAAUUUUUAUUUUAAAAUUGGGAUUGAGGACAUCAGCUAUUGAGGAACGCUUCAUUACAGUCUUAGAAUUAACAAUAAUUCUCCCAACUGUUCAGUCAGCUAUGGUAUAUAAUUGUACUUGCUAAAUCUAAGGAUCGGGAUCUAAUAUUCCAGAGUUCAUCUCAAGCCCCUAUAUGUCUGAUCACUAGUAUUUAAUGCUUUUUGGGGGGAGUUUAUUGCACUGAUUUUUUGAAAGUCAAAGAUGACUGUAUUUUAAUAAUGUAUAAUAAGAAAUUGGAAAAAGAUGUACUGUUGUUUCUGAGAGGGGGUGGCGUCAACUUUUGUUGAGCUGGAGUACAGGGUCUUUACAGUAUUUGGAAAUGGCCACUGCCUAUAAAUGUUUGCUCUAUGCCUUAUGAUUGUAAAUUAGUGGCACAUGCUUGAAAUAAUUUUCCAACAAAAUGACAGCACAGAUUGGUGAAACAUGGUUUGCAUGCAGAAAGGAGAGUUUUCUGUUGAUUCUGUUGAUGUUUCAUUUGAUGUGAUUGCUGUAAUAACCUUGUACCUCAAUUGGUUAUUUUCUUGCCACUGAGUGAGAA